AUGUCGGCAAGAGUCUGGAAGUUCCUAUCGAACACAAUUGGAAAAUUACAAAGUCCUAGACCUGCUCAACAAAAUGAUAAUUUGAACAAUUCGCCAUCCCUGCGCCAGAUCGAGUCCAAUCCCGACACACCGACUCGUCACGGCAAGAGCAACAAUGUAGGAGAAGAAUCUGCAAACGAGGGACUGUCAACAGAGCAGGAUGAGUCGGUGCUCGAUACACCACUGAGUAAGAAGAUCAGUAAUAUCAAAGAGAAGCUUGAGGAGGCGGUCAAACCAACUACGAAAAAUGAAGUUCAAGAUGAAGUUCCGGAGGAUGUCACGGCAGAGAAUACAGACAACAUUGAGACACAAGAGGCACCAAAGCCAACCAAAAGAUCAGGAAAUGGUAAACCAGUCGCAGUUCUACCUUCGAGACAUGGUCGUAAUAAGAGGGGAGGAUCUGCCGAGAAGGUAGAGACAUUGGCGCAUACUGAGGAACCAGUCGAAAAUACUCGCAAAACAAGGGGAAGGGGUAGACCUGCGAAGAACACAAAAACAGUGGUUCAAGAUGAAGCUAUUGCUUCUACUGCACAAGCAGAAGGUACCAGCAUGGAAGAAGAGGAAACCGCAGAAGUCGCAGAGUCAUUAGCAAAGAAUGAACCUUCAGUCGACAACUCGACGACUCGCAAACCAAGAGGAAGAGGUAGACCCUCAAAGCCGAAGGUAUAUGCAGAAAGCAACCAAUCGGAGGCUGAGAUCAUGGCAGAAGAGGUAGAGACAUCGAAUAGCAACAACAACCCAAUUGAAAACCCCAAGACCAAUCGCAGCAAUAUGAAGAGACCAUUACUUCCAAAAGUCGCAGAUCAAGUACAUGUACCCGAACCCUCCAUUGAUACACCUCCAGUCGCCAACAAUAAAAGAAGACGGGAUGUUUUGGAAUCAUCUGCUGGAAGUGAAGAGCCUGAAAUGAGUUCUUCUGCUAGUGUUUCUAAUAAACGAAGAAAGACUUCCGUAAAGCCCGAAGGACCUGGUAUCCCACCUAUAGGAACCACUCAAGAAGCCAAAGACGCGCGCAGAAAAUAUAUGGACAGAGAAAGACAACGCAGAUGCCGACAACGUAAGAAGGACAGGCAACAAGGAUUACAAGCAGUUGAGAGAGAAGUUUUAGCACAGGCCAAAGAUGAGAGAAAGAAAGCUAUGGCUCGAGAGCGUGUUCGAAGACACAGAGAUAAUCAAAGACAGAAACAAGGUGUGGAUGUUGAAACGAAGGCAUCGGGUAGACAAAGAACGAGGGAAGAGGCCCGGCAGAGGGACAGGGAACUGAUUGCUUCUGGUGGAAGAAAUGGUGCGAGCAAUUCGGUGGAGAGUGAAUCGUUUAGCGAGUGA
This is a messenger RNA of Botrytis deweyae, 1365 nucleotides long. RefSeq lists its product as uncharacterized. The coding region runs from base 1 to 1365 and encodes 454 amino acids. The transcript is spliced from 2 exons. The record is from RefSeq and is a predicted model, not a curated record. NCBI's taxonomy places the organism in Eukaryota, Fungi, Ascomycota, Leotiomycetes, Helotiales, Sclerotiniaceae.